Molecule: messenger RNA, 726 nt
Organism: Prorocentrum cordatum
Lineage: Eukaryota; Dinophyceae; Prorocentrales; Prorocentraceae
Source: the annotation of a GenBank genome assembly
AUGGCACGCUCGAUUCGUUUACUAUUUCAACACCGCAAAUCAAUGGAUGAAGAAACUCGGUUAUCCAAGGAGCGGAACUCACGGUUCAGGUCGAGCCCUGGCGAGGAGGCCAUGGAUGAGUUGUUGCGGGGCGUCGGGCUUGUGUACUUGGAGGGUGGAGACCACAUGUUCCUCACGCGGGCCAUCCGAGAGAGUGGGUUCGGCGAGGCGCUGCUUCCGCGCUUCUUGGACGGAAGCAUCACUGUGGUCGCCCGCAGCGCUGGGACCAUCGUGUCGGGCAUGGACGUUGGUUUCUCGUUGGAGAAGCAGUCCGAAGGGCUGCUUAAUGGUAACUUCGCUGGAAUGGGCUUGGCAGGUAAGUGCUCAUUGCGAGGUCACUUUCAGAAUACAGUAUGGCACGACUCAACGCGCCCGCGAGGCGUGUCAGAGGUGUUUGACGAAGAAGCGACGGCCCAAUUCCGGCGCACCAACUCAACAGGCCUUGUCGUGACGCUGGAGGAUGGGCAGGCGUUACUGAUGAAGAAUGGCCGGACUACCAUAGUGCAAGCGGGUUCACCCAUGGCCACCGAUUGGGAUAUUGCUAUCAAAGAGGACAUGCCUCCGGACUUCCUGGAAGGAAGGGAGUCUAUCUUCACAGAACACAGUGGUGCGUUUGGCCGGCCGGCUGACAACUCCACAUGGUCAUCUUGUACACCGCAGAAACAGUGCACCAGGGGGGCCUACUGA